CCGCUGCCAAACUGCUGCAGGAAGCGGGACACAAGGUAACCGGUCUCAGGUUUUCUUCUCUUGUGCCACUGCAACCUUUAUCACUUCAUACUGGCUCGACGGUUGAUUCACCAAUUUGUUUUUGUGAAUGAAACGUCGCUAGCUAGAAUUAUCAUGGGACGUAGUUAGCCAGAAGCACAAGCAGAUAGAGCUAGCUAGAAGCACAGUUAGACGUAGCUAGCUAGAAACACAAUGAGCCGUAGCUGUUCGGUGUGUGUGUGCGUGUGCGUGUAUGCAGGUGACGGUGCUGGAAGCUAGUGGGAGGGUGGGCGGGAGGGUGGAGACCUACAGACACCAGACAGGGGGCUGGUAUGCUGAACUUGGAGCCAUGAGGAUUCCAAGCUUCCACCAGAUUGUGCUGUACUACGCCCAUGUUGUUGGCGUGGCAUUGCGUCAGUUUGUGAUGUAUGACCCCAACACCUUCUACCUGGUCAAUGGGCAGCGUGUGAAGACCGACGCAGCGCGGAGAAACCCAGCCCUCCUCAAAUACAACAUCACCCGUAAGGGGAAGGCCCUGUCAGCUGAUCAGCUGCUGGAUCAGGCCUUAAAGACGGUAAAAGACGCAGUGAGACAUGAAGGAUGUGCGGCAACCUUUAAGAAAUAUGACCAGUAUUCUGUCAAGGGAUAUUUGGUUCAAGUGGCUAAUCUGAGUUCUGAGGAGGUGAGGAUGAUAGGAGACCUGCUGAAUGAGAACAGCUGGAUGUACACCGCCCUCACGGAGAUGCUCUACGAACAAGCAAAUCUCAACGACAACACUGAGUAUUUUGAGGUAGUUGGUGGCUCAGAUCGUCUCCCUCAAGCCUUGCAUAACGUCCUGGCUAAACCCGCCCAGCUGAACUCUCCGGUCAAACAAAUCACCCACUCAGACGCUGGUGUUGAUGUAUUUUACCUGAAGGGUAAAGACUCAGAUCCGACCAAGCUGUCUGCUGACGCAGUCCUGGUCACGACCACAGCCAAGGCAGCUUGCUUCUUAGAGUUUGUCCCCCGGCUGACCCCAGGAAAGAGGCAUGCACUGAGCAGCGUUCACUACGACAGCUCCACCAAGAUCAUCCUCACCUUCAGCCGAAGGUUCUGGGAGGAUGACUGCAUCAAGGGGGGCAAGAGCAUCACAGACCGCCCCUCUCGCUUCAUCUACUACCCCAGCCACAAAUUCCCCAAUAACCCAGACAUCGGCGUGCUGCUGGCCUCCUACACCUGGUCUGACGACUCCCUAAUCUUCCAGGGCCUGGGAGAUGAGGAGCUGAAGGAGGUGGCCCUGAAGGACCUGGAGCUCAUCCACGGGGAGCAGGUCUGGGACCUGUGCACGGGGGUGGUGGUGAAGAAGUGGAGCUCUGACCCCUACAGCCUGGGAGCCUACGCCAUGUUCACUCCCUACCAGCAUACUGAUUACUUGUCUGAGCUCUUCCAGUCCCAGGGCAGGGUUCACUUCGCUGGGGAACACACGGGCUUAACUCACGCCUGGAUUGAAACAGCCAUCAAGACGGCCAUCAGAGCUGCCAAGAACAUCAACACCCAGCUUCAAGACAGCUUCAUGUCCACUGAAGAGAAGAGCUCUGACUCCAACACCAAGCUUCAAGACAGCUUCAUGUCUACCCCUAGAGGAGAUCUCUAACUCUAACACCCAAGCAUUAUUUUGUUAUUAAUCACAUAUAUUAAAGCCUGAGAAUAUAGUACCUUCAUGUAAGCAGUACUAGCUCUUCAUUUGCAUGUGUAAGCCUUUUGAACGAAUCUAAAACAAAAUUGGUGUCUGCUAUGAACUCUAAAGGUAAUGAUAAUCGACCAAUCUGAGACUGCAGCCUACAUGCAUGCAAUAUCCUAGCUAUGCACCUAUUACGUCACCUUUCCAAGUACUGUUACUUAACAUAAUAAGACACAGCCCAUCUGGCAAUGUAAACAUUGCACAUUUCAAUGAAACAUACAGACGAUUAUUAAACAAAUGUUUUGCUUUGUGAUUAUCUAAAUUAACAAACUUAAACCAAUAUUACCAAUGCUGCCCAAAUUUUGGCUUGUAUUAGUAUCCUAUCGAAUGUGCUGUCCAAACAACGAGUACUCGUUUUGUGUUUGCACUUUCUUUUUUUUCCGUUGCACAAAGAAAUUCUGCGUCAGUUUCCGCCAAUGUAUGCAGACAAAGGUCAUUUCAAGCUUCCUUUAAUAAAGAAUGAAUGAACAGAAUGGAUGUUUAAUGAAUAACUACAUCUGGAUAUUGA
Gadus morhua (Atlantic cod) is the source of this 2246-nucleotide messenger RNA. Its product is annotated as L-amino-acid oxidase-like. The coding region runs from base 272 to 1651 and encodes 459 amino acids. Lineage: Eukaryota; Metazoa; Chordata; Actinopteri; Gadiformes; Gadidae. The transcript is spliced from 5 exons. Gene Ontology annotation, molecular function: L-amino-acid oxidase activity. Gene Ontology annotation, biological process: amino acid catabolic process. The record is from RefSeq and is a predicted model, not a curated record.